CUGAAACGAAGAGAGGGGAGUAGUGGUGAGGUUGUUCCCGAGUUUGUCUCUCCCUUAUCAGUUUGUUGGUAUUAUAAAGCUUAAUCUGCAAUAAUAAGUUCCAGUCUGAUGUCUUCUUUUCUGUGGGGACAGGUCACCGUUUGCAAUGAAGUCACAUGAAAAUGGAGAGAUUGAUUUGGAAGAUGGAAAGUCAGAAAAGCCUGUAGAUAAGGUUAUACGCAGUAACAAACUUAUGGUGCAUAAUCAGGCUUUAUUAGCUGGCCUAGCAUAUUGUAUUUCUUCCUGCAGCAUGAUACUGGUCAACAAAUUUGUGCUUUCCAGCUAUAACUUCAGUGCUGGUAUAUCUUUGAUGUUGUACCAGAACUUUAUUUCAGUAAUCAUUGUAUCAACGUUAAGCUUCCUGGGUAUAAUCUCAACAGAACCACUAACAUGGAGACUAAUCAAAGUCUGGUUGCCUGUUAAUGUCAUAUUUGUCGGAAUGCUCAUAACAAGCAUGUUUAGUUUGAAGUAUAUCAAUGUCGCCAUGGUCACAGUUUUGAAGAAUGUGACUAAUGUUAUCACUGCAGUAGGCGAGAUGUAUCUAUUCCAGAAGCACCAUGAUAAUAGAGUGUGGGUGGCUUUAUUCUUAAUGAUUGUUUCAGCCAUUUCUGGAGGCCUCACAGAUCUAUCUUUUCAUGCCGUUGGCUACACAUGGCAAAUCAGAAACUGCUUUUUGACUGCAUCAUAUUCGCUCACUCUACGUAGGGUGAUGGACACUGCGAAGCAAGUUACCAGAUCUGGGAACCUAAACGAGUUCUCAAUGGUCAUGCUCAACAACACUCUUUCUCUUCCCCUGGGCCUUGUUCUUAUAUUUGUAUUCAAUGAGGUGGACUACCUCACCACAACUCCCCUUUUGACAUUACCAGUCUUCUGGCUAGUGAUGACAUUGAGUGGGUUCCUGGGUCUUGCUAUCAGCUUCACUUCUAUGUGGUUUCUUCACCAGACUGGGGCUACCACAUACAGCCUAGUUGGAUCGUUGAACAAGAUUCCUCUAUCUCUUGCUGGCAUCCUGUUGUUUAAAGUACCUACAAGCUUGGAGAACUCUGCUAGCAUCCUCUUCGGUUUGGUGGCUGGAGUAUUCUUUGCCAGGGCAAAAAUGCGUGAGAGACCGUAGUUUGCUGGCAGAAUCUGGCAAAAUCGCUGAUGUAUACAAAGUUUAGCAUCUCCACCUUAGCUCAGGCAGGUGCAUGAAACCCUGCUAACUUCGAGAACCACUGGUCCAAAUAGAUUUUGUACACUAAUUUACCAGGCACCGCCAUCUCGGUUAUCUGCUCUACGCCUUAUGCUUCUGCAAUACAAUGGGAGGUCUGUA
Molecule: messenger RNA, 1351 nt
Organism: Linum trigynum
Lineage: Eukaryota; Viridiplantae; Streptophyta; Magnoliopsida; Malpighiales; Linaceae
Source: the annotation of a GenBank genome assembly